AGACCUUUAAUGCGAACCGUUAACCUUCCAGUCACUCUGGACACCCGGUUCGUUCUCAACCAUGAACGAACAUGGAACAGCGCAAGAUGAACUCAUCAACGAAGAAACGCCUCUUAUCCCUCAAAAACGACAGCAAACACCUCUUGACCACUCUCAACUGGCUGUCCUCUAUUUCAUGCAGAUAUGUGAACCAAUGAUGAGCCAGUCUAUUUAUCCAUACAUCAAUCAGCUCGUCAGCGAAUUGGACAUAACGGGAGGGGAUGAGAAGAAAGUAGGUUAUUAUGCAGGACUUAUAGAAUCAUUGUUUUUCAUAACAGAAGCUUUAACUGUCUUGCAUUGGAGUCGAACGUCCGACUACAUUGGCCGCAAACCUGUGUUGCUGUUAGGGCUCAUAGGUAGCGCGGUGUCGAUGCUUUGCUUUGGCUUGUCUCGUACUUUCUGGACUCUAGUUGCGAGUCGCUGUCUUACAGGACUGCUGAACGGAAACAUAGGUGUCAUGAAAAGUACUAUGGGUGACCUGACAGACAACACAAAUAGAGCUGAGGGCUUUGCCAUGUUGCCUGUCGUAUGGUCUGUAGGUGCCACACUUGGACCUCUUCUAGGAGGUACUUUUGCUCGACCUCAAGAUAGAUUUCCCAAUGUAUUCAAAGGCCGCUUCUGGAGGGAUUUCCCAUAUUUUAUGCCCUGUCUCGUAGUGUCGAGUUAUAUCUUCACCGUCGCCGUGAUUGCUAUAGCCUUUCUAAAGGAGUCGGCUCCCAGACAACGACGACAACGUACGGCUUCGACUGAUUCCGAGGAUACAAUCGCUCCUGAAGCAGAAACGAACACAAAAGACGAACCACUCCCUCUCCGCCAGCUCCUCGUAUACCCAGUUAUAAUAUCCAUAUCCAACUACGUGUCCCUGGCUUUUCUGAGCAUUGCAUUCUCUGCCCUUCUCCCACUCUUCCUUGCCAUGCCUAUCUCCAUAGGUGGAUUGGGCUUAUCUCCCGCCGUCAUCGGAUACAUUAUCGGUGGUUACGGAGCGGCCACGGGGAUCUUUCAAUUCUUCUAUUUCGCACAAAUUCUGCGAUGGUUGGGCGAAAGAAGGAUGUUUUUGAAUGGAAUCGGGACUUUUGUCGCGUUGUUCGCUGCGAUGCCGCUAUGUAACGUGUUUGCGAGGCGGAGUGGGGAGGUUGAUGCGGCUUGCUGGGCGGUUAUUGGAGUUAUUGUUGUAUUGUCAGUGAUCAUGGACAUGGCUUUUGGUGCUAUUUUCAUGUUCAUCACCUCUUCAUCACCGAACGAAAGCUCAUUGGGAGCAACGAACGGUCUGUCGCAGACCGUGGUCUCUAUCGCUCGAGCGGUGGGUCCUGCGAUGGCUACCUCGUUGUUCUCCUUUUCCGUUCAGGAGAAUAUCCUUGGUGGGUAUGCCGUCUACGCCUUGUUUUGUGGGUUGUCUGUCGCAGGGGUGUUUUUGGGGACUAGAUUACCGAAGAGGAUGUGGGAUGAUCAGAGUGAGGGUUAGAGUUGUUUUCUGAGGUUAUACAAUGAAACCACUUUUGGACGAAUCUUUAUCCUUGUUGGCCGCAACUCUUAGUGCGAAAUACCUGGCUCUGUACGUAGGCCGACUUCGGUCGAGUGGACGAACGAUAAGCAUGGGCCUGCGGCAUCAUUCAGGGGAAAGCCUUCCUCCGUCUCGAUGGUUUACGGAUUGACCAUCAUGUCCUCCUCUUCAACAGCGGAAUGAUGAUUGAGACCUGUUC
This is a messenger RNA of Marasmius oreades (fairy-ring Marasmius), 1739 nucleotides long. RefSeq lists its product as uncharacterized. Gene Ontology annotation, molecular function: transmembrane transporter activity. Bases 62 to 1501 code for a protein of 479 amino acids. NCBI's taxonomy places the organism in Eukaryota, Fungi, Basidiomycota, Agaricomycetes, Agaricales, Marasmiaceae. The record is from RefSeq and is a predicted model, not a curated record. Gene Ontology annotation, biological process: transmembrane transport. The transcript is spliced from 8 exons.